AUGCCACGAGUGCGCGCGAGCGGCGCCGCCGCCAAUGCUCCUGUAGCCGCGACUCCUCUCAAAUCUGCUGGCAUUAAGAUACCACUCAACGAUGAUCGCGAAGAAAAAGCAAAGCGCCUGCAGUCUCGCCAGGCUUUCCACGAAAUGCACAUGAAUUCCCUCAAGGCUGCCGCGUCACCUGCUCGUAAACGCAAGUCUUUGGGAGCCGACCUCGCCGAAGGACCAAUGACUCCUAGCGGCAAUGGAAGUCAAGAUGAAGCUUUCCAUGUCGGAGGAAGUGCUGUCACACCCAUGAAGCGUGUCCCUAUCUUGGCCAACUUUGAAGAAUGGAUGAAAAUGGCCACCGACAACAAGAUCAACGCCACAAACUCCUGGAACUUUGCCCUGAUCGACUACUUCCACGACAUGUCUCUGCUACGAGAAGGCGACGGUGUCAACUUCCAGAAGGCCAGUUGUACCUUGGAUGGUUGUGUCAAGAUUUAUACCAGCAGAGUCGACAGUGUCGCAACAGAGACUGGAAAGCUGUUGAGUGGUCUUGCCGACAGCGGAAACAAGAAGAAGCGCGGCGACGCGGAUGAUCAAGACAAUGAAGAUGGUGAAGAUGAGGAGGGCGAGGAUGGCACAAAGAAGAAGGCGAAAAAGAAGACACACCGCUCCGAGGCCACACUUGCCACUUCGUUCGCUCAACUACAACUCAAGAAGAUGGAACUCGAGUUCUCCGUCGAUCCACUAUUCAAAAAGGCCUCGGCUGAUUUUGACGAGGGAGGCGCAAAGGGCUUGUUACUGAACCAUCUUUCAAUCGACAACACUGGCCGCAUUGUCUUUGACAGCAGCGACGACGCCCAAGAGGACGAUGAAUCGCGACGAGACAGCAUGGUCGAAGGAGAAGAAGGAAAACUCGACGAGGAAGAAAUAAAAGCUGUUAACCAAGCGCCUAUCGACAUUUCAGGUCUGGCCGCUCGCUUCUUUCCCGACCUUUCCAAACUCGACUCGCAAGACAUUUGCCCAUCUCUCAAAACCUUCGAGCUAGGCGGCGGUAGUGCUUCGAUGGAUCUACCCUUCCUCAAAGCUCCGGAGGACUGGCGUGCGCAGAAAGAAGAGGAGGACCUUGAUGAUGCUCGUUCGGGUAUUGUUCUGGGUGAUGACGAUGCCGUUGGCUUUGACGACGAUGACGGCGCAUUCGGCGGCUUUGAUAUUCCUAUCGAUGCUGGCUUUGGCGAGGGCGGUGAAGCCUGGGCUAAGGAAGCACAUGUUGAGCCACAACUCCGGCCUCACGACGAUGGUGCUGAUGUCGAUGCUGGAGUAGGUGUUGAUGCAGAGGGCGGCGAGGUUGGCGGUUUCGAUUCGAAUGGCAACCAAUUCGGUGUCACUCUUGCCCAUCGCGGUGACGAGCACGAAAAUAUUCUCAGCUACUUCGACCAGGCAUUGCAGAAGAACUGGGCUGGACCCGAGCAUUGGAAGAUCAAGAAGAUAAAAGAUGCUGCGAAAGCAACACCAGCCACAACAAAGAAGAAGGAGAAGGAGCCGUUCGAAAUCGACUUUAUGAGCCCCAUGAACCAACAACUAGCCGACCUUCUCUAUACACCAGCUCCUUCGAAUGCGACUAUCAGUCUCCCGAAGAAGGAUUGGAAGAGCAAGACUCGCAAUUUGCUGCCCGACGACAAGCAUUUCAGCUCACGCGACCUGUUGCGACUGUUCCUCAAACCUAAAGCUCGUAUGGGCUCACGAAAGGUGGUGCAACAAACUCGUGGCGCCGCGCAAUUCCAACAUGGUGAUGUUGACGAAGCCUAUUGGGCAAACAACCAAGGUCUCGCUGAGCCACAGCCUAUCGACGAAGGGACUGCACGAGGAGACUACGACGCAAACUUCUUCCAAGACGACGGCUUGGGUGCCGCAGCGGGAGCUGCAGACGAUGACGACGACUUUGCAGAUGCGCAGGAGAUGCUUCCAGCAGCGGAUGCCUUCGACGCCGCAGAAUCAGGAGUGCCUAACAGUCAACCUCCCAGCAGUCAAGAGACCGCCUUUGGAUCGAAUCUCAUCACACAAAGUAGACGCAUGCGACCAGAAUAUGUACAAUACGCUCGUGUAGCGAAGAAGGUUGAUGUACGACGACUGAAGGAAGAAAUGUGGCGAGGCAUUGGAUUCGAGGUCGAGCCUUCACAAACACUAUCUAGGGCCCCACCACCGACUGUCGACAUAACAGAGGAAGGUACUUUCAAGUUCACAGACGUCAUGAACAACCUGCGGCACGUCUAUCCACAACAACAAUUAUCAGAUAUCAGCACGAGUUUCGGCUUUAUCUGUCUUUUGCAUCUGGCGAACGAAAAGGGUCUGGUGAUAGAAAACCAGGCUGGGUUCGAAGAGUUGAUAUGCAGGAAAGACGACACUUUUAAUGCUGCGGAUAAUGUUUAG
Aureobasidium subglaciale EXF-2481 is the source of this 2412-nucleotide messenger RNA. RefSeq lists its product as uncharacterized. Gene Ontology annotation, biological process: mitotic chromosome condensation. The record is from RefSeq and is a predicted model, not a curated record. Gene Ontology annotation, molecular function: chromatin binding. NCBI's taxonomy places the organism in Eukaryota, Fungi, Ascomycota, Dothideomycetes, Dothideales, Saccotheciaceae. The transcript has 2 exons. Bases 1 to 2412 code for a protein of 803 amino acids. Gene Ontology annotation, cellular component: condensin complex.